AUGUCCCAAACUGUUACUUCCGCUCGCUCGCAGUUAACUACGAUCGUGGGAGAUCGGUCUUUGGACGUUGCUGAUCUCGACGUCAUCCAGCUGGAAAGACUUGUUGCAACGGACCCCGUUGAAACGGCCAAGCUUUUGAAGGCGGCCGAAUCUCAGGGAUUCUUCUACGUCGCUUUCAACGAUGAUCUCUCGGCAAAGAUCGCGGGUUAUCUGCAAAAUAGCUACAAGAAUUGCCAUGAGUUCUUUUGCAAGCCUCUAGACGAGAAAAUGAAGGCUUUCCGAGACGGUGUGGACAAUGGCUACAAAAAAGCAGGCAUCGAAUCAUUCGAAAUCCCUCGAGACGAACAGAACAGCUUCACUUUACCAGCCCCGUUCGCUGCAGACGCCGCGCCGACCUUGGAUUUUCUCAACAUCUGCGACGGCAUAACACGGGUUGUUCUUCGUAGCCUUUCUGAAAGCCUCGGACCGAAUGAGCUCUCAGUCCUAGAGAAUGCUCACCGCCCCGAUGGACACAGCGAUUCCGGACUAAAGUUUGUCUCUGGGCCAACCAAAGCAUUCAUUGCUAAUGUACCCGACACUACCCACACCGAUGGUGGCUCGGUCACCUUACUCUGGUGCGAAAAGUGGGCGAGUCAGAUGCAGACGAAGGAGACAAAGGAGUGGUUGUGGAUUGAUCCCAAGCCUGGUUGUGUGUUGGUGAACGUCGCCAAUUAUCUGCAACGUGAAAGCGGCGACCGCCUGCACUCGCCAGUCCAUAAAGUGAGCCAGCCAGUUGAUGGUGAGGAGGACCGAUACUUUGUGUCUUAUUUCUUGAGACCGAACCACUGAUUGAGGUAAUGUUGCU
Molecule: messenger RNA, 844 nt
Organism: Aspergillus candidus
Lineage: Eukaryota; Fungi; Ascomycota; Eurotiomycetes; Eurotiales; Aspergillaceae
Product: putative oxidoreductase, 2OG-Fe(II) oxygenase family
Exons: 3
Coding region: 1-828 (275 amino acids)
Molecular function (GO): dioxygenase activity
Source: RefSeq, a predicted model, not a curated record